Molecule: messenger RNA, 1425 nt
Organism: Caenorhabditis briggsae
Lineage: Eukaryota; Metazoa; Nematoda; Chromadorea; Rhabditida; Rhabditidae
Gene: Cbr-dlst-1
Product: Protein CBR-DLST-1
Exons: 7
Coding region: 1-1425 (474 amino acids)
Biological process (GO): tricarboxylic acid cycle
Cellular component (GO): oxoglutarate dehydrogenase complex
Molecular function (GO): dihydrolipoyllysine-residue succinyltransferase activity
Source: RefSeq, a predicted model, not a curated record
AUGCUAGGAAGACGCGCAGUAUCAGUUCAUCGGUUCCUCUCGAUAACAGCGAGACAAGGUGUCACUGCUGCUUCAUCUGUUCAACCAACACUUCAAGCCAAAGCAAGUCUUCUGGAGCCACUCGUCCAAAAUGUGAGAAUCACAUCUACUGCCAAUUUUCACACAAGUGUUAUCAGAAUGAGUGAUGUUAUCACCGUUGAUGGACCAGCUUUCGCCGAGUCUAUUUCCGAAGGAGACAUCAGAUGGCUCAAGCAGAAGGGAGAUCAUGUCAACGAAGACGAGCUCGUUGCUGAGAUCGAAACUGACAAGACCUCCGUUGAAGUGCCAGCUCCACAAGCUGGAACAAUCGUCGAAUUGUUGGUUGAAGAUGGAGCUAAGGUCACCGCUAAGCAAAAGCUCUACAAACUUCAGCCAGGAGCCGGAGGAGGUUCUUCUGCUUCGCCAGCUAAGGACGAGUCUAAGUCUUCUGCUUCUGCCGCCGCUUCUCCAGCUUCUGUUAAGAACGAUCCAGCACCUUCAUCGGCUUCCUCAUCAUCAACGGCUUCCUCACCAUCAAGCCCACCACCACCACCACAUAAGCCAGCUGCUGGAGAAAUUCCAAAGUCCGCUCCACCAGUCGCUCGUCCACCAUCCACUCCAUCUUCAUCUACUCCAGUAGGUGCCGUUCCAGUCACCCGUGUCACCGUUCCAAAGGGAGUUGAUCCAUCACACGCAAUCACAGGAGCCCGUGAUGAGGUUCGUGUGAAGGCGAACAGAAUGCGCAUGCGUAUUGCUCAAAGACUGAAGGACGCCCAGAACACAUACGCCAUGCUUACCACUUUCAACGAGAUUGAUAUGAGCAGCCUUAUCGAGAUGAGAAAGACUUAUCAAAAGGAGUUCGUCGCUAAGCAUGGAGUUAAACUCGGAAUGAUGUCUCCAUUCGUCCGCGCUGCCGCCUAUGCUCUCCAAGAAUCUCCAGUUGUCAAUGCUGUCCUUGAUGAAAACGAAAUUGUAUACCGCCACUUUGUCGAUAUUUCUGUCGCUGUUGCUACACCAAAAGGACUCGUUGUUCCAGUUUUGAGAAACGUCGAAAGCAUGAACUAUGCUCAAAUCGAACUCGAGCUUGCGAACCUCGGAGUGAAGGCUCGUGAAGGAAAGUUGGCUGUUGAAGACAUGGAGGGAGGAACAUUCACUAUUUCAAACGGAGGAGUUUUCGGAUCUAUGUUCGGAACGCCAAUCAUCAACCCACCACAAAGUGCCAUCCUUGGAAUGCACGGAGUAUUCGAUCGCGUUGUUCCAGUCAACGGAAAGCCAGAGAUCCGACCAAUCAUGCAAAUCGCUUUGACCUAUGACCACAGAUUGAUUGAUGGAAGAGAGGCCGUCACCUUCCUCAAGAAGAUCAAGACCGCCGUCGAGGAUCCAAGGGUCAUGUUCAUGAACCUUUAA